Drosophila innubila is the source of this 877-nucleotide messenger RNA. Its product is annotated as E3 SUMO-protein ligase NSE2. Gene Ontology annotation, cellular component: Smc5-Smc6 complex; nucleus. The coding region runs from base 77 to 757 and encodes 226 amino acids. Lineage: Eukaryota; Metazoa; Arthropoda; Insecta; Diptera; Drosophilidae. The record is from RefSeq and is a predicted model, not a curated record. Gene Ontology annotation, biological process: double-strand break repair via homologous recombination; protein sumoylation. Gene Ontology annotation, molecular function: SUMO ligase activity; zinc ion binding. The transcript has 2 exons.
UGCCGGCUUUUUUCUUGUUUUAGUCGAUUCUGUAAACUCUAUUUCAUAUGUUACAAAACACUUAAAAGUGUUUGCCAUGGAUUUUUUUAAUGAUAUAAAUAAUAUGAAAAAAUGCAUUGUUGAGAACGCUGAGUACAUGAAAUCAUUCGAAGGUACUGGAGAUAAACUGCGAGAUGAGCUUAAAAAGUUCAACGAUGAAAUACUUGAAAAGCGUUUGGAAAUGGGCGAAACUUUAAUUCGCUUGAAAACCAAACAGAAACGUCUUGAUCAAAUCUUAGAAAUGGCCGCCAAUGACAGCGAUACACUGCAACAAUUUGAAAAGAAAUAUGCCGACUUAAAUGCAGCUGAAGAAAAGAAACGUUCUAAUGUCAAGCUAACGUCUGAGUACAAAGAGUUUAAGGAUGAAUUAGUUGGUAACUUAAACGCUUCAACCGCCAGCGGUUCCAAUAGUAAUGUGGAAGCUGAAAUUAUGGAAAUCAUGGAAUCCGGUAACACGGCUUGUUCAAUGUAUGAUCCAUGGACCAAGGGACUCAUGUUGAAUCCCGUGCGAAACAUCAAGUGUGGUCAUCACUACGAUCGGGAUUCUGUCAUGUCUGUCAUUAAGAAUAACAUGAGCGUACGUUGUCCAGUUGUUGGCUGUGUAACCAAAAUCUACAUACAACCGAACCAUCUUCAAGCCGAUCUGACAUUGCAGCAAAAGAUCAAUGAACAUAAAGCCGAUCAGGCAGCCCUUUUAUCCUCCGAAGAUGAAGAUUAACAAAACAAAUUCCAUUUUAACAAAAUGGCUGUGAAAUAAUAAUAUUUAAAAAUUAAAAUAAAAAAAUUCAAUCGCAGAGUUUCUUAGCUCACACAAUGUCGAGGUCAAAACAACCUAUAA